GUUUUGUUCUGCGCGUGUGUGCCCUCUCUGUGAGCAUGCCUGUCCAGUAUAGUCAGCCCAUGCCCUUCUGAAGGCCUCCCGCCCACCCAUUGCCAUCGUAUCGACACCAUAGUAUCGACAUCGCCCGGCAAAGCCAGUGGCGGCAAAGGACCAUGCCGACCGCCGCCAGUCUUGAAGAUAAGGCCGCCGACGCGCACCUUGCCCCGCCGUGCCCAGCCAGUGACCAAAAAGGCAGCAGCAUCCCAGCCGUGGCGCGGCAAGUGGCGCGGCUGACCAUUUUCGACUGGGACGACACCCUCUUCGCCACCACGGCCAUCAUGACGGGGCCGCUCUCGGUGAGAAAAUGGCAGAUCUGCCGUCUGCAUUGUACUGGGGAGAUGUUUGCACUGGUGGGUGGGUGAUGAGAUGGGUGGGUGGGUGUGUUGUGUGGUGUGUGCAGCAUGGUGGUGAGGAGAGCGCGAUUCGCAAGGCCCUGAAGGCGUUUUUCAAGAAGGCGGGCCAGCAGAUGGCGGCACUGGACGCGGCGGCCAGCAAGGCCAUGGAGAGGGCCGUGGCCGAGGGGAAAGUCAUAGUCAUAACCAAUGGCGAGACGGUACGCCCGCAUGACGCGCCAACCGACCAGAGAGAGACACACACACAGAGAGACACCAUCCAUCCAUCCAUCCGUUGUGUGCUUUGUUGCGUUGUGGGGAUCAGGCGUGGGUGAGGUUGUCGGCUGGGUUCAUGCCGCUGCUGCAGAAGGUCAUGGAGAACAACACCGUCCGAGUAGUGUCGUCGCGCGAGGCCUUCAGCAAAGACUACCCAAACCGAUCGGAUCUGUGGAAGGUCAGAUCACCACACACACACCACACCACAAGAGGGGGAGGGGGCAAGGAGAGAGGCGGAGAGAGGGAGUAUGUCCAUUUUGUGUGUUGUUGGGUGUGGGGUGUGGUGUGCGCAGAUAUACACGUUUGCGCGCGAGAUCGGCAAGAUGCGGCCCCUGGACAUGGCCAUCACCAUUGGCGACGCCCCACAUGACAUGGACGCCCUCAAGAAAUACAGGUACGUACGUACCUCAGACACAUAUGGCAUGGACGAGCCGAACAUGUGCAAACACCUGACCUGCACCCUCUCUGUGUGUGUGUGUGUGUGUUCUGUUUUUGUGUGUGUGUCAGGGGCAAGGGGUCAGGGGCGGUGGCCAAGCGCUAUGUCCGCUUCACGGGGCUGCCAGAGCCGCCGACGUUGACCAAGGUCAGAAUACAAGACAACACAACACUCACACGAACAGAGACACACGCCUCACAUCAAGGCGGUGCAUUGGGUACAUGUGUGUGUGUGUGUGUGUGUGGAAUGGUCAUCAGGAGUUGGACAAGUUGACUUCGCUGUACGACGAGAUCAUCCACCCCGCCACAAAGCACAAGAACUGGGACAUGGACGAUAUUCUACAGGUAACCUCACACGGCACGGCACGCACACAACAAACACCCCCCCUACCCAACACAGGACAUCUCUUUUUUCUGCUCUCUUUCAUAUUGAAUGCAGCUAUCGCUCCCGGAGGAUUUCGAGUACCUCCCAAUGGACGGUAUCAUCAACCCACCCCCACCCUCACCCUCACCCCCACCCCCACCAGCCAACGGCACUCCCCCAGGCACCCCCGUCGUAUCCACACACACACCGAAGCGCGGCCGCUCACCCUCUCCCCGCCUCCGCCGCCACAACAACAACAACAACCACAUGCGGCCCGCAUCGCCACCCCCACGCAAGAAUGGCGGGGGCAAGCGCAAGGUGGCCGACAAGACCAGUAGUGCCGCUGCCGAUGAGGACGAUGAGGGUCCGUGCCCGAUGGACCUGUCAGAGGACAUCGAAGGCGUGGACGAGGUGGCGAAUGAUCGGAGCAAGAAGGCCAAGAGCAAGGCGAAGGGCACGGGAGGUGGGAUGGGCAAGACACGUGAGGUGGAGGGGGACGAGGUGGUCGUGGCCGGGGAUGAAGAGGAGGGAGAGGGGGGCCGCGAGAGCGACGCCACGCCCCAGCGGCAGCUCAAGAAGCUCCGCCGGCUCACCCAGCAGCGGGCCGGCGUGAUCCGCAUGAGCAUGGGGGGUGGUGAUGGUGCCGACGAGGGCAGCAAGACGCCCCAGUUCGGCGCUGCCACCCCCUCUGCCGGCGCACGGUCGUCGUGCCGCACGCCGUCGCCGUCGAAGCGGGGCAAGACGCGGCUGGGCGAUCCCCCCGCCACACCGCGGUACGACUUCCGCCACAAGCGGUCGUCCUAGAUAGCGAAUUUCGAUAGUAUACCAUCAUGAUAUGAUACAGGCAGGGAGGCAAGGCGGGAGGGAGGGGAGGGGAGGUCUGUGCAUAUGUGUGGGUUCGUGUGUGUGGCGCGUUGUGAUGUUGAAGGCAGCUACCUGAAUGAAUGAAUGGAUGGAUGGAUGGAUGGAGGGGGGGAGGGAGGGAGGAAGGGGUGGAUGGGGGAGUGCAGGCAGCCAGGCAGGCAGGCGGGCGGGCCGAAUCUCACACGAGAAAGAUAUGAUAAGAGAGGAGGCGCUGCGCUGCUCCGCUGCUUUUCGCUCAGCUUCCCAAGGUAUAGCCGUCUGUCCGUCUGGCCGUCUGUUUGUCCUCUGCCGGAGCUCUGCAAGGCUCAUGCAUUGCAAUGCAUGAUGCCCAUGCAUUGCAAUGUCUCCCCGCUUACUCUUCGCUUCCUUUUCUUCUUCUUUCUUCUCUUGCACAUCUAGCUGCAUUGGCUGUGGUGUGAUCGUGUUGUCUUGUGUUGCGGAGGAGAGGGACAUGAAAGGCACAGAGAGAG
This is a messenger RNA of Vitrella brassicaformis, 2780 nucleotides long. NCBI's taxonomy places the organism in Eukaryota, Vitrellaceae. The record is from the annotation of a GenBank genome assembly.